GCCGGGCUGGCGCUGGCCCCGCCCCCGCGGCCUCUCUGCGGCGCCGGAAGCGGCGCGGCGCGGCGGUGCUGAGGAGCUGUGGGGCGGAGGCGGCAGGGCCGAGUCGUGUCGUGCCUAGGCCCGGCCCCGGCCCAGCCCCGGCCCAGUCCGGCGGCCGCCGCCCCGCUGCCCCGCCUCGGCCUCCCCGCGCGGACCCAGGGAGCCCUGAUGGAUGCGAGAGCGGAGCAGAGCCCGUCCUGACCCCUGCCCCACGUGGCUGCCCCUGUGCCAGGCCCUGUGACUAUGGACGAGUGGAAACCCAACCCCGUUGUCAAACCCCACAAGAAGCGGAGCUGGUACCUUGCCUGGAAGUACAAGCUGAUGAACCAGCGUGCGCUGCGGAAGCUAUGCCAGACAGGUGCUGUCCUGUUCCUGCUUGUGACUGUGAUUGUGAACAUCAAGCUGAUCUUGGACACCAGGAGAGCUGCUUAUGAGGAGGAAGAGGAGUCCACACAGGACUAUGAUGAUGAUAUGCUGAACGUGGAGGUCCCUAAGCACCCUGCCAGCACCAGGAAGGUCUUGGAUGUUGAGGUGUACUCCAGCCGAUCGAAGGUCUAUGUGGCUGUGGAUGGGACGACGGUCUUGGAAGAUGAGUCUCGGGAUCAGGGAAGAGGGAUCCAUGUCAUUGUCUUAAAUCAAGCUACGGGUCAUGUGAUGGCCAAGAGGGUGUUUGACACCUAUUCUCCCCAUGAGGAUGAAGCCAUGGUACUCUUCCUCAACAUGGUUGCCCGGGGCCGGAUCCUGAUCUUCACCAUUAAGGACGAAGGCUCCUUCCACCUCAAGGACACAGCUAAGAACCUUCUGAAAAGCCUGGGGAGCCAAGUUGCACCAUUCCUAAGCUGGAGAGACAUGUGGACGUUUGUGGGGAAGAAGGGGGGGGAGGUGUACGGUGAGAAGCACGCAAAGUCACCCGCCCUCUCAACGUGGGGUGACCCCGUACUGCUGAAGACAGAAGUCCACCUGAUGUCCGUGGAAGACGCUGAGUGCAAUUGGCCCGACACAGAGCUGAACCACCGCCGGAGGAGGUUCUGCAGCAAAGUAGAAGGUUAUGGCAGCGUCUGCAGCUGCAAAGACCCCACACCCAUCGAGUUCAACCCUGAUCCUCUCAAAGACAAUAAAGUCUUCAAUGUGCCUGUAGCUGUUAUUGCAGGGAACCGGCCCAACUACUUGUACAGGAUGCUGCGCUCCUUGCUGUCAGCUCAGGGAGUCAAUCCUGAGAUGAUCACAGUCUUCGUUGACGGGUACUAUGAGGAGCCAAUGGAUGUUGUGGAGCUGUUUGGCCUUGCUGGAAUCCAGCACACUCCCAUCAGCAUUAAAAAUGCCAGAGUUUCCCAGCACUACAAAGCCAGUCUGACGGCAACCUUCAACCUGCAUCCGGAAGCCAAAUUUGCUGUGGUUCUGGAGGAAGACCUUGACAUCUCCGUUGACUUCUUCAGCUUUCUGAGCCAGUCGAUCUACCUGCUGGAGGAGGACGAGAGCCUGUACUGCAUCUCUGCUUGGAACGACCAGGGCUAUGAGCACACAGCUGAGGACCCCUCACUCCUGUACCGUGUGGAGACCAUGCCAGGCCUGGGCUGGGUGCUCCGGAAAAGCUUGUACAAGGAAGAGCUGGAGCCAAAGUGGCCAACCCCAGAGAAGCUCUGGGACUGGGACAUGUGGAUGCGGAUGCCUGAGCAGCGGAAGGGCCGGGAGUGCAUCAUCCCUGACAUCUCACGCUCCUACCACUUUGGCAUCGUAGGGCUCAACAUGAACGGCUACUUUCACGAAGCCUAUUUCAAAAAGCACAAGUUCAACACAGUCCCGAAUGUCCAGCUUAAAAAUGUGGAGAGCUUGAAGAAGGAUGCCUACGAAAUUGAAAUUCAUCGGCUCCUUGGCGAGGCUGAGGUCUUGGACCACAGCAAGAACCCCUGUGAGGACUCCUUUGUGCCUGACACUGAGGGCAAGGUCUACGUCAUGUUCAUCAGGAUGGAGCAGGAAGCCGAUUUUACCACCUGGACUCAGCUUGCCAAGUGCCUCCACAUCUGGGACCUGGAUGUCCGUGGGAAUCACAAGGGGCUGUGGAGGCUUUUCCGCAAGAAGAACCACUUCCUCGUGGUGGGGGUCCCUGCCUCCCCCUACUCGUCCAAGAAGCCCUCAUCUGUGACACCAAUCUACAUGGAGCCCCCUGCCAAGGAGGAGGGGGCAGUGGCAGUGCCAGCGGUCCCUGCAGCAGAGCAGACAUGAGACCGGCAGCUGCGGGGGACAGGAGAGGGCAGAGACCAAGUCAGCAGCUGCCCUCAGGCUGGUGACCAGACGUGGACUCCCGUUUCAGGCUGCAAAAUGAGAUCUUGGGCUCCCUCCAUCCCCCUGCUGUGGUCCCCCUCUUCCUGGAAUGGGGUCCUUCCCUGUAGAUCUGCUACCCCCACGUCACAGGAACCUUUUUAACACAGACUCUUUACUAAUGCUGCUCCCUUCUCUCCCAACCUGGGCUGACUGGGCAAGGCUGGAGGAAGAGGAUGCUCAGUCUUGGGCUGGAGGGGGGCCUGUAGAAAUGCCCAUGGCUCCCUCUUCUGCCCCCAGGUCCUGAGAAGGGCAGCAUGCUCUUGUAGGAGGUGCUGCAGCCUACCAGCUGGGUUUUAUUUAUUAACUCUUGCCUGGCUGGCUUUGUGCCCAGCGCAGUGGUGAAGGGGGAAAUCUUCCAGCAUCUCUUCUCUCUCCUGCACCAUGGAUGCACCUUGAAGACAGCAGUGGAUUGGAUAUCUCCCUGCAUCCUGGCUCAUUGCUUGGGCCAUGGGCACCAGUGCAGCCCAGCUUGUAGGCAAAAGGGAAUGCUGCAGAAGAGCUCAUCUUGCUGCGGACGUGUAGGGGACACCCCAUCCCCAGCACAAGGGCCAUCGAGGGGACCCCUCUCCCCUCAGCUCUGGGAGCCAGAGAUGACCGUGGAUGGAGCAGGACCAGGUUGUGUGCUGCAGCUCAGGCCAUCCUCACCCACUUCCCUUGCUGGGAGCAGCCCUGCCCCUUGGGCAGUGGGUGAGGGGGGUGAAAGUGCCUUGUGGAGCAAGAUCAGAGCAGUGAACGGCAACCCCCACUUCUGCUGUCACCAGUUGUGGAGGCAGGACAGACCUGAACCCUCCAGCAGCCAAUACUGGAGUUGAGCGAUGCUGCCCUGGUAUGGUCCUUGCUGUGGUACUGUACCCAUCCCACUUUCCUGGCCAGGUACCCCAAGCUCUUGCUCAAGGCAAGGGUUUCCGUUCUCCUGAAUCUCCUGCUUACUGUGGUACUUUUCCCGCAGGGAAGCUGCGGGCUGAGCUGGGAUGGGCAGCCUGGCUUGCCUGGCAUGGUACAACUCUGUGCAGAGGGAGAGAGGGUCCCUGUCCCCCCUGCCUGCCUUAGGAAGGACCCUAGGGCCCCCUCCCACUCCCAGCCACCUGGUGCUAGUUCCCCCUGACCAGGGGCAGUCCUCAUCCCCUCACUCAAUGCCUUCCCUGUCUUAUCCAUGCAACAAGAGUCCAGUUCUCUGCCCAGAUCCCCUGUGCUCAGCUUGCUGCCCAGCAAGGGCUUUGCUGCCCAGCCCUUUCUCUGUGGUCACAGGGAGGGUAGGUGAGAGCUAGGCCCCAGGCUGCAGCACCAAUUGGGGCAGGUGCUCUUGCCCUUGGUUUUCUCACUGAGAACUGAGCAUCAGGUCCCCUGGGAGCGCCCACCCCAGCACCUACUGGGAUCUACACUACACUAACUUAUUUAUUUAUUGUUUGUGGGAAGGGGGGGAUAGCAGGAAAGUAGCAUGGAGAGCUGGAAGCCCCUAGCCUCCAAGGACACAGUCCUGGGCGAUUUCUCUUUUGAGCCCCCAGCUCCAUCCUCUAUUCCCUUCCUUCCUUUCUCCCUCCUUUGCCCAGCAGAGGAAAAUGAUUGUGAACCCAGCAAACCUACUCCUCUCUGGUCAAGAUAACCCCCACAUGAGCACGGCUCAGCUUUAGUGUGAGAACAAGGGCUCUGACCCUUGGAGUCCCUUGUAUGUCCACCCCAUCAGCUUAGGGGACAAAGCACCUGGGUGUGCGGUGCCUGUACGGCAGCAGGGAUGGGACAGGCCCCUGCCUGCACCCUGCUCAUCCUGGGUGCAGGAGGGGGGUGAGAGGUGACACAAGUGCCCUGACAGUGCAGGGUGGCACCAUCAAGACUUUUUGGUACCAGCCCUAGAGCUUGGGUUCAGCACUGCCCUGCUGCACUCCCCACAGCCUCACCUCUUCUCUGGGGCUUGAGUACAGCAGCCCCAAGCUGGUGGAUGUCUGGGCUGCUCUCCUGCAGCCUUAGCUGGCUCUUAGGGGUUUUAAAAAGGUCCUUUAAAUGCUGUGAGAUAGGGACUUGGCUUCCCUUCCCCUCUACCCAGCACCAGGGCUGGCUGCUUGUGCCUCAAGUCCUGCUUUGGAAAAACCUCCAUGGCUCUCCACCAUGGUGGUUUUCUUGGCAUCUCAGUUCUCAAGGUCACGUUUCCCUUCUUCCUUAAGUUAACUCCCUCACUUCUUGUCCCCCUAGGAGAGGUUCAGGCCUGCUGUGAGAUCCUUUUUAGUUGGAGGGGUGAGGGGUGCAGUCCUGCAGACAGGGAAAUGGCUAGACGUGAGUUGCCCUCUUCCCCUGUCCUGUUGUGCUGCUCCCUGUCCUGCAGAGCCCCAGGGACUAUGGCCCAUCGCUUUCGGUGACAGCAGGAUUCGACUUGCAAGCUUUGACCCCCUUCUUCUCUCCCUCUCUGUACACUGAGACAGGCAUGCUGGGUGAUGUUUUCCGUCCGUCUCUCCCCGUUCCUCUCGCAAGGCUCCAGUUUGGUGGUCAGCGAGCUGAGGGUUCGGGGACCCACUACGCCAUGGUAUGGCUGGGAGCAAGGGCAACCCCAGGGCUUGCCGCUUUCUCAACUGAAUUAUUUUUUCAAGAAUAAAUAUUGCAAAGCUGUCAA
Messenger RNA from Dromaius novaehollandiae (emu), 4963 nucleotides. It is a transcript of the gene POMGNT1, whose product is annotated as protein O-linked mannose N-acetylglucosaminyltransferase 1 (beta 1,2-). The transcript has 22 exons. Gene Ontology annotation, biological process: protein O-linked glycosylation via N-acetylgalactosamine. Lineage: Eukaryota; Metazoa; Chordata; Aves; Casuariiformes; Dromaiidae. The record is from RefSeq and is a predicted model, not a curated record. Gene Ontology annotation, cellular component: Golgi membrane. Gene Ontology annotation, molecular function: beta-1,3-galactosyl-O-glycosyl-glycoprotein beta-1,3-N-acetylglucosaminyltransferase activity. Bases 283 to 2262 code for a protein of 659 amino acids.